Molecule: messenger RNA, 1663 nt
Organism: Prunus dulcis (almond)
Lineage: Eukaryota; Viridiplantae; Streptophyta; Magnoliopsida; Rosales; Rosaceae
Product: pinin
Exons: 10
Coding region: 99-1358 (419 amino acids)
Cellular component (GO): catalytic step 2 spliceosome
Source: RefSeq, a predicted model, not a curated record
UCCAAACAGAACCUUAGCAGCUUCAGAAAUACAUAGUUAAGAAAACAGAGGGUUUUGCUGUAAACACAACACAAACUCUUCUUCUUCUUCUUCGACUCAUGGGAAGCGCCGCAGUUGAGAAAACAGAGGAGGAGCUCCGUAAGGAGAUCGAUGAACUCCAACGGCAACAGCGCGAGAUUACGGAACGGCUUCGAGACCCUAGGGGACUUCGCAAGGGAGGCUUGGCGGCUGCUGGUCCUCGCAAUUUUGCCGCCAAUGGUGCUCGUCCGCGAGGCUUUACUCGACCCGCAGAUAGGCCUGAUGAGGAUCAACCUCCUGCAAAACGCCGGCUUUCAUCAGCUGUUGUCAAGGUGGAGGAUGGAGAAAUCACUGAAAUUGCUGAAGAGGCCAAGGAUGGGAAGAAGAAUGAUACAAAUGAGGAAGCUAAAGCUGAUCAGAGUGAUAGGAAGUUGUCCAAUUCCCAACAAAGUGGCUGGUCAAAGAGGGAUGGAAAUCACGGAGCAGCAAAGAAGGAUUUUGAAAUUCCAGCACCAGAUCAUGUUCCAAGAGUAUUGCCAAAAGAACAGGAUCCCAGCUUGGUAAACAGGAACAAAAGAAUGCUAGGACAACUUUUGGGGACUCUAGAGAAAUUCAGGAAAGAGGACAUGCAACUUUCAGGAACAGAGGCGUUCAUGCGGAGAUCAAAUUCCUUACAAAGAGCUGAGCAAAGGGCUCGUGAAGAGAGUGAAAGACUUAGGCAACAAGAGCGUGAACAAAUUGCGGAAAAGCGGAGGAGAGAUCUGACUCUGCGGGCACGUGUUAAUGCCAAGACGGAAGAAAAGAGAUUGGAACUGCUUUUUCUUCAGUGGAGUGAGCAUAAUAAAAAACUUUGCAAUUUUAUAAGGACAAAGGCAGAGCCUCCAAUAUAUUAUCUGCCCAAGAAACCAUUGGAUGAGGAUCCUACGUUAGCUGAGCAGCGAAAAGAAAAGGAGUUUCUGGAAUGGAAAGCUGCACGAAGAGAGGAACUGACUGAGUAUCAGAAGCAGAUUGGGGAGCAGUGUAUUGCCAAUGCUGAAAAGGAGUUGGAGAGGUGGCAAAAUGCAAGGAAACCAAGGAAAGCAAACAAUGAUGUGAUGAACUUACAGGAAACAAUGGACAAAGAAUUGGACACACAUAGGCUUGAGCAUGGCCCCAAGAAAAGAAAGAUCCCUGAUGGAAGCAACAACGAUGAAGAUGAGGAUGAUGUGGAAGAUAUCAAUGUAGCAGAGGACUACAUGAUUGAUGAUGUGCUAGAUGUUGAUGAUAACAGCCGGAGGAUUGAUGAAAUAGUUAAACCAGAAGCAGGUAAUACCAGUCCAAAUGCGGAUGCUGUUGAGUAGACCAACCAUAGAACCUCUUUUUGUAAGUCGAGUCUCCUAGGAAUAUUUUAUUUCUGUAGUUCAUUUACUUGCCUCCUGUCAGGCAGUUUCUCUAUUGGUCUGUCUUUAUGUAUUGUGCUUUAGAGUUAACUUAUAUUCCAUUCUUCCCUUUCGCAUGCGUGUGUAUUUCGGAAGGGAAAAAUUUGGUCUUGUAGAUUUUAGUAUAGUUGUUGCUUUCGACUGGGGAUGGAUUAUUUGUUUUUGUUAGUGCAUAUUUUGCAUGGGAAUGAAGUGCACACGGAAUUUUGCCACAAUUUGAAGCUCAA